GCAACAUAACAAUGAAGACGUUACUCUGCUCUGAUUCUUACACGUGUACGGGUGGAUCAACACCACUUUUUCCUUCACCUGCUCUAUAAAGUCAAGGACUCUCUGCCCAUUAAAAUCAUCCAAGAGCUUUGUGUGUUUGGGUGAAUUCAAUUUCCAUUGAAGCCAUUUUCCAUAGCUUUCUCUUUUUCUCUUUCUUUUUCUCAUCUUAAGGGAGGAGGAAUGUCUUGCUGCGGAGGAAACUGUGGCUGCGCCUCUGGCUGCAAGUGUGGCAGCGGCUGUGGAGGGUGUGGGAUGUACCCUGACAUAGAGAAGAGCACCACUACAACCACCACCAUAGCUGGUGUUGCACCACCAGUGAAAGUGGACUCAGAGGGGUCUGAGAAGAGCUCUGGAGCUGAAGGAGGUCAUGCUUGCGACUGUGGAUCAAACUGCGAGUGUGACCCAUGCAACUGUUAAGAUGACUUGGGUUCUAAUGCCAAGCCUCAACCAAAGCACCCUUAUAUGUUUAGUUUGAUAUUAAAAUAAAAUUAAAAAAAAAAAAUGUAUGGGUUUGGGUUUUUAUUUUAUGUAUUAUGAGGAUUUGCGGGUUAAAUGCAAUAAAAUAAUGGACUUGGUUUGUACAGGUGAAGUUUGUAUUUGUGUCUGCUUUGUGGGAUUUGGAGUUUGAUGAUGUAUGUAUGUGUGAAAGGAGGGUUGAAUUGUAUGGAAACAAAUUGAUGCAUAUGAAAUAUCUAGACGCCUUCAAUUGUGGUGUAA
Molecule: messenger RNA, 756 nt
Organism: Camellia sinensis
Lineage: Eukaryota; Viridiplantae; Streptophyta; Magnoliopsida; Ericales; Theaceae
Source: RefSeq, a predicted model, not a curated record